GGGUUCGCCGGGCUGCUCUUCUUGCCUCGCUUGCUGCAACCCACCACCACAUCGCCACACUCCUUCGUCCACGCCGGCCACUGAGCUUCACUCCGGCAGCAGCGCAUCGCGGCAGCCUCGACGCCCGCGCAGCUCGCGCCUCGGCCUCACACACUCUCUCCGCGCUCCUCGGCCCUGCUCGCCAUGGCCUCCCUCGCCGCGCCUCUGCCCUUCGUCGAGUCCGGCCUCGCGGGCGGCGGCGGCGAGGCAGAUGCUGCCGCCGCCGCCAUGCUGCCGCUCGUCGGCUCGCUCGCGGCUGCGGCAGCGGCGGAUCCGCGCGCGCUGUGGAGCGCCUUCAGCAUGAUUCUGGUCUCCGAGAUCGGCGACAAGACCUUUCUCAUCGCCGCCAUUCUCUCCAUGCGGCAUUCGCACGCCGUCGUAUUUGCCGGCGCCUUCUCCGCACUCGCCCUCAUGUCCGUCCUCUCCGCCCUGCUCGGUGCCGCCUUUCCCUCGCUCCUGCCCAAGGCGCUCACCACCUUGCUCGCCGCGCUCCUCUUCUUCGGCUUCGGCGUCAAGAUGCUCAAGGAGGCGCAGGAGAUGACGGGCGAGGAGAUGGGCGAGGAGUGGCAGGAGGCCGAGCGCGAGAUUGAGGAGGAGUCGCACGGCGAAGAUCUGAAGAUGCACGAGCUCGAAGCGGGGCGGUCAGACGGCGCACACGUCGAUGCGGCGCCGCACCCCUCUGCCUAUCCCUCGGCAGACGAGCCGCCACGGUCGCGCACGCCCAAGCCGAAGAAGGACGCAUUUGACGUGCGCGAAGGCGCUCGUAACCUCUGUGGCCUGUGCUUCAGUCCCGUCUUUGCGCAAGCGUUUGUCCUGACGUUCCUCGGCGAGUGGGGCGACCGCAGUCAGAUUGCAACGAUUGCGCUGGCGGCUGCGCAUAGCGUGGUGCUCAUCUCGCUAGGCACGAUCGCGGGACACUGCAUCUGCACAGGCGUGGCAGUGUACGCAGGCAGCUCGUUGGCGUCACGAAUCAGCGUCAAGAAGGUGACGCUGGGCGGAGCAUGCCUCUUCCUCCUCUUUGGCGUGCUGUACCUCCUCGAAGCCUUCUCUGAAGCUCGGGCCGGCAACAUCAAUCCCACCGCAGCGCUCGGUGCCUUCAAGCAGCUCCCCACGUCUGCCGCAGCUGGCGCUCAGGCAGCUGGCGCCGCCGCUGCCUCGGCACCGGGUGUGGGAGCUGCCAUCGCAGCGACGCUGGGCAAGGCAUUGCCGACGCAGCCGGCAGCGCCCGAGAUUGAGGCUGGGCUGAAGGAGGUGCUCAAGCAGGCCCAAGAUGCGGGCGCACAUGUGAUGCGGAGAGCGCUGCGAGGCGUGUAAUGGAAGCUCGUCUCAAGGCGCUGGAAGGUCUGUGGGAAAGAGGAGAGGCACAAGAGAAUGGAGAAUGCCGCUCCUGGGCGCACUCGGCAUGGCAUGGCCUGAACUGUCGUCCGUCCCGCCUCCUGCGCCCUCGAAGCGUGCCCGCACCUCUCUCCUGCGUACGGAAAGGGGAGGGAGGCCAGCGGCUCGGCCACUUCUCCACCGCCCCGCGCUGGACGGCAGUGACGGCCCGGCUUGAGUGCUUCUAGAAGGGCACCCAUGUCGUGCCUGAUCUGUGCCUGCCAUACAGUUGGCCGCAGAGUGACCGAGGCGUGCCCGAAGCGAGCCGUAGAGUGCAAAGAGCGCGGGAAUGUUCCCGGAGUCUGCGAGCCGAGGCGAUCGCCGUCUCCUCCCGGCGGCUGACGGGGUUCUCUGCCGCCUGAGGGCUGGCGGCAGCAGCUCACAGCACCGUCGCA
Molecule: messenger RNA, 1808 nt
Organism: Tilletiopsis washingtonensis
Lineage: Eukaryota; Fungi; Basidiomycota; Exobasidiomycetes; Entylomatales
Product: UPF0016-domain-containing protein
Exons: 4
Coding region: 184-1353 (389 amino acids)
Biological process (GO): calcium ion transmembrane transport; manganese ion transmembrane transport; Golgi calcium ion homeostasis
Cellular component (GO): fungal-type vacuole membrane; Golgi apparatus
Molecular function (GO): manganese ion transmembrane transporter activity; calcium ion transmembrane transporter activity
Source: RefSeq, a predicted model, not a curated record